ACUAGCGCGGCGCGGCGUGGACGGUAAGGGGCGCGGGGCGCGGGUCCGUCCGCCGCCCCGCCCCUCCUCGGGCUCCCGGGAGCCGCCCUGGGGAGGCUGAGGACGGCCAGCCCGGGGCGCGAUCACGGUCCCCUGCCCGGGUCGUGAUGUCCCCGCCUGGGCCGUGCGUCCGCCCCUCCCCCCGCGAGCUAAGUCGCUCCUGGGCCGUGUCACCCCCUCUGUAAACCUGCGGGGGCAGUGCACCCCUACCUCCCCGCACCCGGCUCGUGCGCCCUCCGCCCCCCGACCUGGCUGUGCGCCCCGCUCCUCCCUGCGGUGCACCUCUCGGAAGUCUGGGUGCGCGUCUCCAGCUCCCCGAGCCUGCCGCUAGCCCCGCGAUGCGCCCGCGACGGGUGUCGGCCUCCGGGACUGUGGGUGCGGAGCCCCUCCCUCACUGCCCCCCAAGCCCUGCCCCUAGGCUCCAGGUCAGGCACUGGUGCGUCCGGGCCAAGCUUCUGCCAGUUCUUUACCCUGGUCCUCCCUUGCCAGGCCGGGGUUGUGGAAGAUUGCGCAGGAUAGUGGCAGCAAUGUGGAGGUGACUGGCAACGUGAGCGUUCAAGAGCCGGUGAGAACGCAGGGGCUUGGGCCAGGUGGACGUCAGCUGGCGGCAGGAAGGCCCGGGUGCUGGGGAUGGAAGCGGAAGGCUUGGAUUGGCUUCUGGUCCCGCUGCACCAGCUGGUUUCCUGGGUGGCCGCCGGGGCCAUGGUCUUCGGAGGGGUGGUGCCGUACAUCCCGCAGUACAGGGAUAUCCGGAGGACUCAGAACGCUGACGGCUUCUCCACCCACGUGUGUCUGGUACUACUGGUGGCCAAUAUUUUACGGAUACUCUUUUGGUUUGGAAGGCACUUCGAGUCACCACUCCUGUGGCAGAGUAUAGUCAUGAUCCUGACCAUGUUGCUGAUGUUGAAACUCUGCACUGAAGUCCGAGUGGCUAACGAGCUGAACAUAAAACGCCGUGCCUUUGCAGCUGCAGACGGUAAGGACGAAGAACUCAAAGUCCCCCCAAGGCGACCCUAUCUGGACUUUGAUCCUCGCCACUUUUGGCACUGGAGCAGUUUCACGGACUACGUAACUGAGGCCAUGUUGGGUGUGCCACAGCUGUACCGAAACCACCGACACCGCUCCACAGAGGGCAUGAGCCUCAAGAUGGUACUCAUGUGGACGAGUGGUGACACUUUCAAGACGGCCUACUUCCUGCUCAAUGGCGCACCCCUGCAGUUCUCAGUGUGUGGCCUGCUGCAGGUGUUAGUGGACCUGGCCAUCCUGGGGCAAGCCUAUGCCUUUGCCCGCCACCCCCAGAAGCCAGUGCCUCAUGCAGUGCACCCUGCCAGUGCCAAGGCCCUUUGAGCUGUCCAGGGAGGACAAGGACAUGUGACUGCUGACUUGGGUACUGACCAGACCACCUGUGCUCCUGUGUCUGGGAGGCCGGCCCUGUGGGCCCUGCACGCUGGCAAGUGGGUGUGGGCAGAGAUGGAAUCCGUGUGCCAGGUUUUCCAUCAGCCUCUGAGAGGGUGCUCAGAGUGGGUGGGGCUGGGACUGGUGUUGCUCUGUGCUCAGCUGCCAUGAGGGUGGUGAGUGGAUCUUGUACCCAGUGCUUCUGGCUAUUUUCAAGGUAAUGGAAAAGGCAGGUGUCUUCUUCUGCAUCCUCUCAGAAAACACUGGCCUGACCCCAAAACAGGUCCAUAGUCCCUCUGGUGGCCUGCAGCUCUCUGGACGGUGUGGUCUUGGCUGCUGGCGGCCAGUCCGUCCUCACCCUCUGUCUGGCCCCUGCGUGCCAUAGCUGUGCAUCUGCUGCUUCUGGCAGCGGUGGGAGCCACUGGCCUGACACCUAUUCCACGUUCUGCCCCUCUCUCAGUUCUCCAUGAGGCCAUUCUAUGCUCAGAAGCCCUGUGCUGACAGGGGGCUCCUUUGACCAGAAUAUUCUAGGUGCUUCCGUGCGACUCCCACAGCAGUAUCUUCCCUUCUGCUGGGUGGGAGGGCUACCACUAUUCUCGUCAGCACGGAGGCUCUGGCAGCCACUGUGGCCGGUGGAAGUCAGUUCCACCUCCCCAGUGUCCCUCAGAGACUCUUGAAUGUUAGGUGAGACUCUUGCUUAGCUCUUUAACCUGCAAGAUGCUUUAAAGAUGUUUAUUUUUUAAAAAUGGAGACGUCUGUAGUGGUAAUUGCCUCCAGAUUAAAAUGUCAUCGAUCGCAGGCUUGAUGACUGCUGAAUAAAUGUAUCCUGUGUGGCGCCUUUGGGGGUAAUAAACAUCUUAUGAAUCCAGCGCGGUGGCACCGGUGCGGGGAAAUGAGUGGAGUCAGCAGGUGGGCUG
Molecule: messenger RNA, 2351 nt
Organism: Castor canadensis (American beaver)
Lineage: Eukaryota; Metazoa; Chordata; Mammalia; Rodentia; Castoridae
Source: RefSeq, a predicted model, not a curated record